Somion occarium is the source of this 1611-nucleotide messenger RNA. NCBI's taxonomy places the organism in Eukaryota, Fungi, Basidiomycota, Agaricomycetes, Polyporales, Cerrenaceae. The record is from the annotation of a GenBank genome assembly.
GUGCACCUAUUAAGCAAGUUAAGAGAAGCUAUUCGCUCAACUUUUAGCGGCGUUUUUCAUACCCUGUCCUACUCUGCAUUUAUAAAGCCAGCAUGGCGCCGUCUAAUUGAAAUAUAAUAGUCUGUCCUUCAAGUGUUUACAGGACGUAUACACAUCUACCAACGGUUCUCCUUACACACGUUUAUUGACCGGUGCGUCGGAGGCUUACUUCGAUAUCAUAAGUGUUAUUUACCGCACAUUCUUAAGAGUAGAGUUUUCGAUAUGGACCCCGAUCUCACCGCAUUACUUGUUGCUAACAGCUUAUCCACUCCAUACGCUCAUUCCACGAUGGCAGAGGGCCUUCUCUUGCCUCUCCUUUUGAACCAACUUGAGGACGAAGAGACGGAAGACGCUGAUGAGUCUUCGGGUGAUGAUGAUGAAGAGCCUCCACCUCCUCGCAAACGUUUGAGGCAUAACAAAGGUGUUGACGAAAAGUCCAGUUCAAACCUAGAAGACUCUGCUGCCGUUGCCAUUACAGGCUCCCCGUCAUCAAUUCUACCUCCGCCAACUAAGGAAUACGUCGAGCUUCGGCUGCAACUCGCCCGUUUCAAGAACGUCUAUCGUAUUGUUCGCCUCCCCAUUACAUUCACUUUCGCCCAUCUCUAUCAGUUCUGUCUGUAUAGCUUCGGUUGGAGUGGCCAGCAUCUGCACCAGUUCGAGGUGCUAACCAACGUCGAGAUGUACUCUGCCCAGUAUAAACCAGGAGAAAUCAAAUCCUGGAGUAUUCCCGUACCUCCCGAGCCUGAUUCCGAUGACGAGCAGGCCCACAUGGUAUGGUAUUUCAGGUCGAAUUUUCCGAGGCAGGAGCCAUACGUGCGUGUCGUUCCAAAGCUCAGGAAGAGAAGAGAUGGAGCGGUUUCCACGCAUGACGAGUUUGAUUGUUACACUCUUGUGAAAGAGGAAGGCGCCCUUACGCUUGGUCAAGUCUGGAGCAAUAAGGAACGACGGAACAUCACCAAGGGAGAUUGCAACAACCAUGCGAUCGCUAUUAGGCUGGAGUACGAUUUGGGAGCGAGCUGGAGUGUGGAUAUCAGCUUGUCCGACCCAGAGAAGUAUUGGUGGAAAUAUGACACUCCUGACAAUCAUCCGAAGAUCAUAAAGGCGAAAGGAGCUCCUCCCAUCGAAGAUGCCCGAGGUGACGUGCCAGGUUCAGGAACUCGACGGAAACAAAAAGUCGGUGUCGCCCAAGUAUUUCGACUCUCAGUAUUUCGCCAAAUACCUUAGCGGAGAAGUAGGCUCACGCGCAAGAAAGACCGAGCUGGACAUAUAUAAUAUUGAGGAGAGGAAGACGCAAGAGAAAAGGGAAGAAAAGGCACAUACAUCUGAAGAGGAGAAUACUGAGGCCUAUGAUUCGGAGGAUUAUUAGCCCAACCCUCAUUUAUCUCGUGAAAAUAUAGCUAUCCUAAUGUACUCUAAUACCAUGUAAAUGAAUCUGAUGGUCCCACAUUAUAGCGGUACCUGUCGCUAAUUCUCCUAACUUACUUCUAUUGCCACACGAUAUUACGACGUUUAGAAGGUUCAAGAGGCAAUUCAACGUGCAUCUAAAAGGUGCGGCCGUUCUGCAUGCAGGUA